AUGUCACAAGUCAAAACAAAUAUUUCUUAGGUUAAGAAAAAUACAAUAUUACUUUUUUGCAAAACCAGCAAAAUGAUUCGCCAAAGUCUAACGAAACUGUUUCAAUCCGUAACUGUCGAGCUAAACGGUACAAGAACCCUCCGUACGAGCGCCCCUAUAUACCGAGACGUGGUAGACCGUCGAGAAAUGCUAAGAUCGGUCCCGGCUACGGACGAGGGAACCGCAGGUGAAAAAACCAGCUCAGUCGACUCCGUACUUCAACAGAAACUCCAACUGUUCCCGACCGCUUCUACCCCUGACACCCUCUUUUACGGAAUCCCUUUCAAAGAGAUCCCCAUUAUCGAUAUCCGAGUAUCGCACAACAACACAAUAUUGGGCCUAACCGAUGCCAAAGGUACACCGAAACUAAUCAGGUCCUGUGGUAUGGAAGGAUUUAAAAACACUAGGAAAGGAACGAAUAUCGCUGCUCAAGCUACCGCUAUUACUAUGGGGACCAAGACGUUGGAAAAAGGGGUGAAAACUGUCAGAGUGAGGGUGCGUGGAUUGGGACCCGGCAGGAUGUCUGCUAUAAAAGGGUUGCAGAUGGCCGGGCUGAAUAUUGUUUCUAUUACGGACAAUACAAGGGUGUCAUGGACACCUCCAAGACCCAGAAAAGAAAGGAAGUUGUAAAUAUUAGUUUAAUUUUCUGUAUUAUAGUUAUUAUGAUUUAAA
Messenger RNA from Anthonomus grandis grandis, 711 nucleotides. RefSeq names its product 28S ribosomal protein S11, mitochondrial (gene mRpS11). The record is from RefSeq and is a predicted model, not a curated record. Gene Ontology annotation, molecular function: mRNA 5'-UTR binding; structural constituent of ribosome; small ribosomal subunit rRNA binding. The coding region runs from base 73 to 669 and encodes 198 amino acids. The transcript has a single exon. NCBI's taxonomy places the organism in Eukaryota, Metazoa, Arthropoda, Insecta, Coleoptera, Curculionidae. Gene Ontology annotation, cellular component: ribosome; mitochondrial small ribosomal subunit. Gene Ontology annotation, biological process: translation; ribosomal small subunit assembly; maturation of SSU-rRNA from tricistronic rRNA transcript (SSU-rRNA, 5.8S rRNA, LSU-rRNA).